CGCGAUCCCGUUUCAUCAAAUCCGGAGACCGAGAGCUGAGGGAGAAAGCGAAGAUCAAAGGAAAACCCUCAAACCCUAGCCACGAACCAUUUCCGCCUCGUUCUAUAUCCGAACCAUUUCCGGCAGCGGUGGCAGGCCCUCAUUCGAUCCGCCCUAGGCCUAGUGCUUACUUUUUUCUCCUACUCGUGUUCGCUUCGUUCGAGUUCCUGAAGCGAGCUUGCUUGGGAGAUCAAUCGGGCUUCUUUUUGCGAAAUAAAAUUUGGUGAAUUUGUUCUGUCGGGAGGCAUAAAGGUGAAAUCUUGUCCCUGUGUUCGCGCUCACUUUACCACUACGUCUAGGGUUUCAGCGUUCGAAAGUGUUUUGAGGGUUUUCCUGUGGUGGGAAUUAACGAAGCGGCCAGCUUGCCUCAUCCUUCUCUGGGAUGAAUAGUGUUUUCAAUGAGCAGAUACUAGCGGAUAAGCUGUCUAAGCUCAACAGCACUCAGCAAUGCAUCGAGACUUUGUCACAUUGGUGUAUUUUCCACCGUAAGAAUGCAGAACAGGUAACUCAAACCUGGGAUAAACAAUUCCAUAGCUCACAAAAGGAACAGAAGGUGCCUUUUCUGUAUCUAGCCAACGACAUAUUGCAGAAUAGCAAACGAACUGGAACUGAGUUUGUUAGUGAAUUCUGGAAGGUCCUUCCAGCAGCACUUAAGGAUGUUCUUGAGAAUGGUGAUGAGCAUGGAAAGAAUGUUGUGUCCCGGUUGGUUGGCAUCUGGGAGCAAAGGAGAGUAUUUGGGUCACGUGCCCGUGACCUGAAAGAAGUGAUGCUUGGGAGUGAACCUCCUCCUUCAUUGGAUUUGAACAAAAAACGGUCACGUAGUUCUGUCAGAAUCUUAAGGAGAGAUUCCCGUUCAAUGAGAAUAAAAUUAUCAAUAGGAGGAACAGCAGAAAAAAUCGUCUCUGCUAUGCACAGUGUGCUCAAUGAACACCCCGAGGAGGAGUCUGAAUUGAACAAAUGUAAAGCUGCUAUCCGUCAUGUAGGGAGAUUGGAAAAGGAUGUUGAACAUGCAUGUGCCCAUGAUGAAGAUCCCCGCAAGGAGAAAUUGGCAGCAGAGCUGCAGGUGCAAGAGAUAGCUCUGAAGGAGUCAAUAGAGAAGCUCAAAUUAGUUGAAACAACUCGUGCAGCUCUUGUGGCUCAAUUAAAGGAAGCAAUAUGGGAACAGGAAUCGGAAUUGGAGAAUGCCCGCACCCAAUUACAGCUGGCACAAGCUAUGGUUGAAGUGGCUGCCAACAUGCAGAGGCGGCUCAACAAUGAGCCACUCUUGGCUGACUCAAAUGGACCCUCAACCAAAGGCCAAAAAAAGACUGCUGCUGCUAUUGCUGCUGAGGUGGCUGAUAAGCUUGCAGCCUCCACUCAUUCCCAGCAAAUAAUGACAUCAGUUCUCUCCACCUUUGCUGCUGAGGCUGCAAAGAAUGUAGGCCUUGCGACAUCAAGUAAUCCAUCUAAUUCUUAUUCCAUAACCCCGCCUGAUAGAAGGAUGGCGGCGGAGAAGCCCUCGCCAAUCUCUGAUACCACUGCAUCAGCUUUAAUUCCCCUUCAGCCGAUUGUCGUUUCCACACAGCAUCAGCCUCAAGCUGUCUUGGUGCAGCAGGGUCACGUUCAAAGCCAACCUUCAGCAUCCCAGACACAAUUCAACAUGUACCCAGUUUCCACACAACAGUACCUUCAGCCUUCUGGUGGUGUAAUGAUUGGCCUACCAUACACUUUUAACGCCUUAACUCCACCACCACCAUCACCUCAGAUAAUAAAUCUAGCAAGACCAUCUCCAUUGCCACAGCAGCAACAGCCAAUGGCUAUGAUGCAACCACCACCGCCUCCUCCAAUGCCCUUGACCAUGAACCAGCCGUUGCCCAUGAAUCAACAACCACCUCAGUUUACCUUUCAACAGCACCCAGCACCUCCAAAUUAUAGGCCACUGCAACCACCUGGAAUGCCAUUUUACCAUUCUUAAACAUAGUAAUAAGGGACGCUGAAUCCCUUGUGAUGUACACACCUAACUAUCACACUAAUUUAUCAAACCAGAAUGUGGAUGUUUUUUUGCUACACUAGCAUUGAAAAUGUUUCCGUGGCAAUAAUUAUGCCAGAAUAGAA
This is a messenger RNA of Zingiber officinale, 2133 nucleotides long. RefSeq names its product regulation of nuclear pre-mRNA domain-containing protein 1B-like. The transcript has 7 exons. NCBI's taxonomy places the organism in Eukaryota, Viridiplantae, Streptophyta, Magnoliopsida, Zingiberales, Zingiberaceae. The coding region runs from base 422 to 1993 and encodes 523 amino acids. Gene Ontology annotation, biological process: mRNA 3'-end processing. Gene Ontology annotation, molecular function: RNA polymerase II complex binding. Gene Ontology annotation, cellular component: RNA polymerase II, holoenzyme. The record is from RefSeq and is a predicted model, not a curated record.